AUGGAUAAUACGACAGACGGAUAUCUCGUAAAGAUCAGUGACUUUGGUUUGGCAAAGAUUCGGCAGGAAACAAGUCGACAGACGACUGGGAAUGAUCAGCAACAAGCAGUGAGAGGGACACUUCAAUGGAAAGCUCCAGAACUGCUUAAAUUGAAGAAACCAUCAACAGCCAGUGAUAUCUACAGCUUAGGUAUUGUCUUUUGGGAAUUAGCUACUAGAUGCAUUCCAUAUGAUGAACUAGACGAAACAGCGAUCGUUCAAUGUGUCAAAGUUGGAGAACGACUCGAAAUUCCUAUGGAUGUUCCGCAUAAUUUUGCGUCGAUUAUCUCAAAUUCAUGGAGUCAUGAAUCAAGCGAGCGACCAACUUCUCAAGAACUCAUUCAACAAAUUAUCUCUGCUUCAUCUAACACGAUCAAAACGACUUUAAUGUGAGUAGAUAAUGAAAAACAAUCUGACUUUAAGAAAAUUCCUCAGAAAAACGAAAUUCUAGACCAAACUGUGAGUACUAACAUUUCUCAUAUAGACGGUAUAGUAUUCAAACAUACUACAAGCAGGAGAGCAAGUGUAACGAGAAAUUGAUGUCUCUAAUGUUUUAAAUACUUCAAAAAAAUGUUGAUUUAAGUACAUUCACUCAAAUAUUUCUAAUAAUUAUAAGAAUAUAUAAAAAUAUCGAACAAUAUGUUUUGAAUUUAAAUAAAAAUAGUUCUAAUUUUAGACUAACGAUUAUUUUUCUAUUCGAGUCUAAUUAACUAAUACUAGAAUUAAAAUUACUAUUGGUACAUACGAAGGAAAUAAGUAAACAGAAAUAUGCCAGAUACAUCAUCACUUUUUUUAGUACAUAAAUAUCUUACGCACUUCAUUUUAUCACAAAGAAUUGAAAUUCAACUACGAAGGUAACCGUCAAAGUUUAUAGAAAUUGUAUAUCCAACACUUCAUACUUACAAAACGAAAUAAAAUAUUAAAAAGAGAGAAAUAUGCAAUAAACAAAAUAGUUCCCAAAGUUCAAUUUUUAUUAGUCUAUUUGAAAGCGUUCUAGAGAGCUCGUUCCUGUUUUCUCACUAAAAAAAGAAAACAAUGGCAAAGCUUCAACAUAAAUCAUGCGAAGAUUUUUUGUUUGAGUAAUUUUAGAUAAACAAAAAUUUCGAUAAUAAUCGUCAUUCAGGAGGCUUGUAGAAUAUCUGUUGUUUUUUCAAACAUAUUUCUUGCGUUACAAUUCAUUUAUUUUCUUUGAUAGAUCACUUUUGAAAGUACAUAGUUAUAGAGACUAGAAGUAUUUUUAUUAAUCUUCUUAAAGAAACUAUGAUAAAUCAUUUUGUGGAACUCACGUAUGUUUUCGAAGAAAAUAGUGAGUGUAAGUGUUCAGCUCGAGGUUCGCGGCUCCCCCCUCCCCCUCACCCCAUUACAGACA
Molecule: messenger RNA, 1408 nt
Organism: Rotaria sp. Silwood2
Lineage: Eukaryota; Metazoa; Rotifera; Eurotatoria; Philodinida; Philodinidae
Source: the annotation of a GenBank genome assembly